Molecule: messenger RNA, 2016 nt
Organism: Aureobasidium namibiae CBS 147.97
Lineage: Eukaryota; Fungi; Ascomycota; Dothideomycetes; Dothideales; Saccotheciaceae
Exons: 6
Coding region: 1-2016 (671 amino acids)
Biological process (GO): DNA replication initiation; DNA replication
Cellular component (GO): DNA replication preinitiation complex; nuclear pre-replicative complex; nuclear origin of replication recognition complex
Molecular function (GO): DNA replication origin binding
Source: RefSeq, a predicted model, not a curated record
AUGGACUUUCAAACGUGCUAUGUAUAUGAUCCACCCGCUCGUAACUCGGACCGCCCAGUGAAAAAGCGCCGAAUUGAGCCACUGCAAGGCCUCCAAACCUCGUGGCCUCUUCGUAGGUCACUAUACCAACGCCUAUGGGCCAAACAGCAGCAUCGUCUUAAGAGUUUACUUUUGGAGAUCAACGAAUCAACCAUCAACCAAAUCUCUACUUUUGUCGAGUCCACUUCUCCUCAACCAGCUCCCGGCAAGGUCUCUUCGGCCAUCAUUCUCACUGGUCCAAGUAUUGCAUCACACGCUUUGCUCUUUUCACAGUUAUCCAGCAGCAUUGGCCAAUCUGAUGGAAGUAUCUUCAUCCCUUUGACCUCUGCCUUGGCUCCCAAUCUCAAGACCUUGCUCAAAAAUCUCAUCUCGAGAGGAACUUCUUCUGACGCUCGAUCCGAUGAUGAAGAUGAGGUCGAUGCUGUCAACCCAACUCGCAAACGUACACGUCUGCUGAAUUAUGAUCUUCAACUGUUGUACGACUAUACACAAGAGAAAGACUUGUCUCGAGUUGUUGUUGCAUUUCAGGACUGUGAAGCCUUCGAUGGCGCGCUUCUAUCGGAUGCAAUCGAGCUGUUGACUCUUUGGCAAGACAGAAUACCUUUUGUCUUCUUCUUUGGUGUUGCUACAUCCAUCGAGAACUUUUCUGUCAAGUUGUCCAAGAAGGCUACUCGCUGCAUCCACGGUCAACGAUUUGAUGUUGUCAAGGCAGAAAGUGCUCUCGAACAGAUCACUGAUGCUCUAUACUCAUCCCCUGAAUCUAGUACCCCCGAUCUCUGGUUAGGUCCUGGCAUUUGCUCUGCCACGCUACGUCGUCAACGAGAGCAUAUUCAGAGUCUCGACGCUUUCGUGGACAGUGUUCAGUAUGCAUACCUAUCACAUUUCUAUGCCAAUGCUCUUAGCAUCUUCCUCGAUGACACCGUCGCAGAGGCAGAUAUAUCAGCUGAACACUUUGAAGCUCUACGAAACCUCCCUUCUUUUCAACAACAUGUGGAAACAAUGCUCGAGAACGGUGAAGCUUUGAUACCUCAACGCCUUGUAAACAACAACGCAUAUCUUCUUGAACAUCUCAAACGGCAGAUCUUGUCUGGACAUCAAGCUCUGGAGAAGAUUUUGAGCAUGGUAGAGAUGACCAUGGCGCUACAGAAGCGCAUCCCAGCUCUACAACAGCAACUCAAGUCGACACUACUAGUCGAUGCCCUCGCUGGCCAACUCAGAGACUCAAACUUUGAGAAAAACUUGUUCAUGUGCUUGAAGAAGUCAAACUCGGAGGCUUUACUACUGACACUACAGGACGUCCUAUCAAUCCCGUCUGGAUACCUGCAUAAUACAUGCACUAAGCUACUCACCGAACUCGAAAAGCUACAAGCCCAACAGAAAGACGGCGAAACCCUCCGCAGCGAACAAGACCUCCACAACGCAACCCUCCGAACAACCGUCGUCGCCAAAAAAGUCGAACUCAGCAAACAAAAGUCCACCCUCACAAAAUCCGACGCCGCAUACUCCGAUCUCCUACGCCGCUUCAUCGAAGCCCUAGAAGCACACUUCGAUGCAACUCUCAUCGAUCCCAAAGACUUGAUGUUUAAUGAGGUUUUCAUGUAUGAUCUCAAGUCACCUCAUCGCGAUGUCUUUACCCCAAAGCCCAGAGCUGCUAUCGAGCGUGCUUUGGCUUCUCCGCACGAUUACUUGGAUUGCGAGUGUUGUGCGCCGGAUGCAGGGACAGGUGCUGAGAAUACGUUGGCGGCUACUCAGCCUUCGACUGCUAUUCUGUAUCAGUUGUAUCUUGAGGGCGGAGCUUUGAUGAAUGUUGCCGACCUGCGAACUGCAUUUGUGACGGUGUUGGGAGAUGGCCAGGAUGAAACUUUGACAAAUGCUUUGUUCCAGCGUUCUCUGGCUGAAUUGCGAUAUCUGGGACUGGUGAGAGGUACAAGGAAGAAAGCAGACCAUGUCAUGAAGAUAUCGUGGAAAGGUGUCUGA